AUGGGCCAGGUAAUAGGUUCACUUAUGGGCAUAUUUCAAAAGAAAAAUUUAGAUUUCAAAUUGCUCAUGAUUGGACUUGACUCUGCUGGGAAGACAACUAUCCUAUAUAAGUUAAAACUAGGGGAGACAACAAAUCCAGCUCCUACCAUUGGAUAUAACCUUGAAGAGAUCAAUUAUAAGAAUGUAAAAUUAAAAGUGUGGGAUCUUUCUGGAUAAGAAAAAAUGAGAUCGAUUUGGAAACAUUACUUUGAUUCAGUAAAUGGAAUCAUCUUUGUCAUAGAUAGCUCCGAUAAUUCUAGAAUAUCUGAUGCGAGAGAUGAGCUUCACUAAAUAUUAGGGGAAAUUUAGGGCAAUAAAUUAGUUCCUUUUUUGAUUUUGGCAAAUAAAUAGGAUAUUCAGGGAGCUUUAAGCUAUUCAGAAUUAAGGGAGUAAUUAGCUUUAUAAGGUGAUUAUGAGAGAAGAGGGAAAAUAAGAAUAUAGCUAACUAGCGCAAUCAAAGAUAAAGGCUUAAGUGAAGGAUUUAAUUGGCUUGUGGAUGAAAUAUAAAAGAUUAAUAGUAAUUGA
This is a messenger RNA of Stylonychia lemnae, 564 nucleotides long. NCBI's taxonomy places the organism in Eukaryota, Ciliophora, Spirotrichea, Sporadotrichida, Oxytrichidae. The record is from the annotation of a GenBank genome assembly.